Megachile rotundata (alfalfa leafcutting bee) is the source of this 2424-nucleotide messenger RNA. RefSeq lists its product as uncharacterized. Gene Ontology annotation, molecular function: protein binding. NCBI's taxonomy places the organism in Eukaryota, Metazoa, Arthropoda, Insecta, Hymenoptera, Megachilidae. The record is from RefSeq and is a predicted model, not a curated record.
AUACGCGAGGAGAUUUUACUUCUAAUAGCUUCGACAGCGAAGUUAACGAAGCUCCGCGAACAUAGGCUCUUCUUUUGCCUUCUUUGACAUUGCCUCCCACUUGAACUGCUAAAUCGACUACAUACUCGCGUUAGCUGCGUGUACCGAUUUAUAGAUUCCUCGAACACACUUAAAAUCCUCGGGAUAUAAAGGCUUGCAAGACCUGUUUUCGCGAUUGCUGUGUCCAGAGGAAUUCUGUCGUGAGCUACACUCCAGCAAUAGACAGCCAGGACAGUCCUUUUGAAUCUACAGUUCUACUCGCUUUUCAGAGAUUCGCCCAUUGUGAGCUGAAAGUUCUUCCAGAAUGCUGUUUCCCCUACUCUUCCUGCCUCUGGUGGCAGCCGUGCCACUCAAAUCAUUGCAGAACAAUUACAACAUAGAAAUCGACGAUGGAGUUCUGAAGAAUGUUCAAUUCAAAGGCGAAGCAGUUUCUGAGCUAGACCUCUCAGGCCUAGGAAUUCGCAAACUGGAAAAGAACGCUUUGGAUAACGUCCCAAACCUGAAGUCCCUCAGCUUGGCGAACAACUCUUUAGAAUCGCUUCCAGAAUUUAUGUUCUCGAACCUGACGAACCUGGAAUACCUGUCUCUGGCCGAGAAUAAACUCAGCAGCUUGGAGUACCUGUUCAUUCGUUUGGAGAAGCUUAAAAUUCUGAAUAUAUCCUGCAAUCCUGUGAUGCACCUACGGAGAGGACACUUAUUCGGUCUGACGAAGUCCGCAACCAUUUUGACGGACGGGAAUGCGCUGUGGAGCAUCAGCACCGGUGCAUUCACGAAUUCGUUCUUGAAGGACGAUGAGGAGGUGAAGCAUUUGGAGAGGAUAAAGGCCGAAGCUGAUAUCGAGCUGCAGAACGACGAGCCUGAGAAAGAUUUGAGCUUGGUAACCGAGAACAACGCGCUGAAAUUCGACAAUUACAUAUCCACGAAGCAGGGAAAGAUCAAGAUCGACAAAUUGAAGCUCUGCAUGCCGGAGAAGAUAAUCAUUUCGAUAGAACCACUGGAAGGUAAUCGAGCCACAAACAAAUGCGUAGAAUUGCCGAUAAACGAAAAGGAUCGAUCUCUCAAUCUUCGCGGAUUGGGAAUCAAAGGAUUCCUCGAAGGAUGGUAUCAGUUACAAUACUUGCCAUUCGUUUCCCUCGAUUUGUCCAACAACGAGAUCACAGAAAUCACUAAGGAGUUGCUGAAUGAUCUUCCUGAAGGACUGAUCUACGUGAACCUUGCGGGCAACAGGAUCAAAGGUUUGUGGAGUCAAGUGAUCGAAAACAGAUACCUGAAGAUGCUGAACCUCAGGAAUAACCUCAUAGACAGAAUCGAAGAAGGUGCCUUGCAGAAAACAAACUUAACGGCUCUAUUCCUGAACGGCAAUCAGCUGGAGAACCUCUCAUUCGCUUCCAGCUUGCCACAAAGCUUGACGGAACUCAUACUAUCAGGCAAUCAGAUUUCGUCCAUCUCCGAUGGAGCUUUCUCGCAGCUGCCGCGUCUGGUCUACCUGAAUCUGGCGAACAAUAGAAUCAGUAAGCUCCAGGACGACGUCUUCAAAGGAUUAAGUUCCCUUAAGGUACUCAUCAUCACGAGAAACAACCUGAACGAGAUUGGACCUAAGGCAUUCUGCGACCUGAAACAGCUCACCACGCUUUAUCUCCAUCGCAACUCUUUGGCCGAGCUUCAGAAAGGGACGUUCUCCGAGCUGGAGAGCUUGAAGGACCUGAACCUGGCCUGGAACAAGCUGACAAGAAUCACGGAAGACACGUUCGCCAAUCUGCCGCCAACACUGGACUUCCUACACCUCGAUUUCAACGAAAUAAGCAGCCUCGAGAAAGCCAGUUUUCUGAACGUUCCCAGAUUCACUCUGUCCCUGGCUGGUAACAAGAUAUCACAAAUUUCACGAGCUGCCUUCGAUCUACCGAGUCUUCGAGACCUGCAUUUGAAUAAUAAUACUUUGACGACUAUCGAUGGCGACAGCUACGAAGGCUUGCCUCAGCUGAAGCGUCUCUGGCUGAACGAAAAUCUGAUCAGAGAGAUACCAAAAGGUUCCUGCAAGAAUCUGGGAAGCUUGAAUAUUUUAGACAUCUCGAGGAAUCCCUUCCAGAAGUUGGAGAACGGUGCUCUUUACGGGCUGAGCGCCAUUAGAGGAAACUUCUUGUACAUUUACAACAAUCAACUGAAAGAGUUACAAGGCGGAGUGUUCGAGGAUCUUUAAUUGAUGACGACUUAUCUUUCUAUGUUAAUCUUGAUGUUAGAAUAUUACUUGAUAUAAAAGGAUCUCUUACGGUUGUGCUCUUAUCGUUUACUAUACGAUUAUUUUGUGUAUUUUUCAUAUGUCUAUAUACAUAUUUUCAUACUUUUAACCAGCUUAUCGCAUACUUGCGUAUAUAUAUUAUGAAAGAU